AACCUGUCCAAAUUCAAUGUAACACACAACUCCACUUUUCGGUACAAGUACAUAGUCUUAAACUUUUCUUACAUUUGCAUCACAUAAAACAUUCAAUCACCAACAUCAUUGGUUCGAUCAAAUAAACAACCAUGGGAGAUGUAGAAGUAGACCAGCCAGAUUCAGCUUUUAUUCAAUCCCCACAACACAGACCAAAACCCUCAAUAAUCAUUGCUCAAGGUAUCCCUCUAAUCGAUUUCUCUCCCAUAAACUACCAAGACCAAACCAUCACCACCACCACCACAAUCCCACUUUCCAUCCAAGGCUUAGUCAAGGAAAUAGGUAAAGCAUGUAAAGAGUGGGGAUUUUUCCAAGUGAUUAAUCACAAAGUACCUUUGGCUAAACGUGAGAGAAUUGAAGAAUCUGCAAGGAAGUUUUUUGGACUUAGCUUGGAAGAGAAGAUUAAAGUGAGAAGAGAUGAAGUUAACUUGCUUGGUUAUUUUGAAGCAGAACAUACCAAGAAUGUUAGAGACUGGAAGGAAAUUUAUGAUUUCAAUGUUCAACAGCCCACUUUUAUACCACCUUCACUUGAGCAAGAUUUUCGGUUCAAAUGGGAAAAUCGUUGGCCUCAAAAUCCUCCAGAGUUCAGAGAAGCAUGCCAAGAAUAUGCAGAAGAAGUGGAGAAACUAGCAUAUAAAUUGAUGGAACUUAUUGCAAUGAGCUUAGGUUUAGUACCAAAUAGGUUCCGUGACUUUUUCAUACAUAACACAAGUAAUAUAAGACUCAAUCAUUAUCCACCAUGCCCUUACCCUCAUCUAGCUCUUGGUCUUGGACGUCACAAAGACACCGGUGUCUUAACUGUGCUUGCUCAAGAUGAUGUUGGUGGCUUACAAGUCAAGAGAAAAUCAGAUGGAGAAUGGAUUCAAGUUAAGCCCAUUUUCAAUUCCUUCAUCAUCAAUGUUGGUGACAUGAUUCAGGUUUGGAGCAAUGAUGGUUAUGAGAGUGUAGAGCAUAGGGUUAUGGUGAACUCUGAGAAGGAUAGGUUAUCGAUUCCGUUUUUUCUGAAACCGGCACUCUACACUGAUGUGCAGCCAUCGGAAGAGUUGACAAAUGAUGAUAACCCUUCGAAAUAUUCACCAAUCAAUUGGGGGAAAUUCCGCUCUGCAAGAAUGCAAAGUAAUUUUACUAAGUCCAAUGUUGAUAACCUCCAAAUUUAUGAUUUCAAGCUUUCCUUGUAACAGAGUUAGAAUUUAUGUAUAUGGAGAUUACAAAGUGUAAGCAAGAGGAGAUAAACACUGAAAUAUUAUAAUAAUAAAUAAUUUUAAAUUAUAUAUAUAAAUUUUAUU
Vicia villosa (hairy vetch) is the source of this 1325-nucleotide messenger RNA. RefSeq names its product jasmonate-induced oxygenase 4-like. Bases 132 to 1217 code for a protein of 361 amino acids. Gene Ontology annotation, molecular function: dioxygenase activity. The transcript is spliced from 3 exons. Lineage: Eukaryota; Viridiplantae; Streptophyta; Magnoliopsida; Fabales; Fabaceae. The record is from RefSeq and is a predicted model, not a curated record.